This is a messenger RNA of Arctia plantaginis, 1476 nucleotides long. Lineage: Eukaryota; Metazoa; Arthropoda; Insecta; Lepidoptera; Erebidae. The record is from the annotation of a GenBank genome assembly.
AUGACUGGACUGCCAAAUAUACAAAAUCGGUUUGAAAAUAAAAGAAUCAUCGUCAACAACGUGCUGAAUAGAUUCUUCAACCAAAAGAAGUUAACUACGGAGUGUGCACAUGGUCUGAAGGAGCUUCUAGAUACAACUACGGUCACUCUGGACGACUUACAAAGCCUUAACAUUGACACUAGCACCUGGGAUGUUGUUAUCAAUUACAUAGUCGUGUCCAAACUUGACGUCGAAUCUCACAAAUUAUGGGAACAACAUCUGGGUAACACACGAGACAUCACACCCUAUACCACGCUAAAGGACUUUCUUGAGGGUCGUUUAAGGGCAAUCGAAUCCAUUGCUAAUACGAGAAAGGAGAAGUACACACCAAAGCUAGCACCGAAGAACAACCCCUCUAGAGCUUUUGUCGCGAAAGUUACAUCUACAGCCUGCACAUUUUGUCAGCAAGAUCACUAUAUUUGUCACUGUAAUGAAUUUAAAGCAUUAGAAGUGCCAAAACGACAAGAGUUUCUGAAGAAAAAUAACUUAUGUUUCAAUUGCCUUGUGAAGGGUCACUCAGUUGGUUGUUGUCGGCAACUCACCACUUGUAAACUAUGCCGUCGUCGACACCACACACUAUUGCACCUCACGCCCCCUAGCCAGGCAUCCUCGUCAAACGAACCUGUUGAAUCACUGCAACCGCCAGCGGUUGUCACCAUGAAAGCCGAAAGCACCCACAACCAAGUUAUUUUAGCGACCGCACGGGUAGUUGUGACGGCUGGAGAUGGUUCCACACACGAACUACGUGCGCUGAUCGAUCAAGGUUCUCAAGCCUCGUUUGUCACCGAGUCUACUGCACAGAUCUUGAACUUAAAACGAUUUGCUAUACAUGGAACCGUAACUGGAAUUUCUAAUGACACAUCUGUAAAAAUAAAAUCUAUGGUUAAUAUAAAAUUGCACUCAAUAUAUGAUAAUACACAAAAAAUAGAAACGCAAGCUUACGCACUCUCUAAAAUCACCUCACUCAUACCGUCACAAGAAGUGCCCAUGGUUCCCUGGCCCUUACUACAGAACUUACCACUAGCAGACCCUUACUUCCAGAGACCAGGAACUAUAGAUCUCCUACUAGGAACCGACGUACACGCUACACUAAUCAUUGAAGGACUACAUCGCUACAACACGUUACUUGCACAGAACUCACGGCUUGGUUGGCUCAUCUCCGGCCAAGCGUCACAAGAUAUACAGUCCGCUUCUCGCAGCGUUGUAGUCAAUCACAUGAAACUUGAAAUUGAUCAGCUUCUCAGGAAGUUCUGGGAGCUGGAAGAACACAAAGGAACUCGCAUUCAACGUACACUCACUAAGGAAGACAUCCAGUGUGAAGAACAUUUCAAAAAUACUAACCUUCGUAACUCUGAGGGUCGCAACCAUUCAAAGAGAACUUCACCUCACAACUCGGAGACACUAGACCCAUGGCCGCCAGUCGCUUGCACCGUAUAG